Messenger RNA from Acromyrmex echinatior (Panamanian leafcutter ant), 1529 nucleotides. Its product is annotated as heme A synthase COX15. Gene Ontology annotation, cellular component: mitochondrial inner membrane. Gene Ontology annotation, molecular function: oxidoreductase activity, acting on NAD(P)H, heme protein as acceptor. The record is from RefSeq and is a predicted model, not a curated record. Gene Ontology annotation, biological process: heme A biosynthetic process. NCBI's taxonomy places the organism in Eukaryota, Metazoa, Arthropoda, Insecta, Hymenoptera, Formicidae.
UGUGCUUUAGAGAGAACUUCCGCUGUAUGCGCGGGAUACGAGAAGUACACUUACAAUGCCUUACAUUAUGCCGGGAUCAGCAAGGUGUAAUCUUUUCACAUCUUAUUUACGUGUUUUCGAGAAUUAAUACCUCACAUCAGUGUGCACUUAGGUUUAUUGAUGUUUGCUUGAUGUUUGUCGAUUCUUGUAUUUUGAUUGCAAUAUUUGCAAUAUGUUGAAUAUCGUGAGGUAUCAUACAAAAGUAUUAGGAGCAUAUAAUGUUACGAGACGCAUACUUAGCCGACAAUACUUGUUUACCAAUACAAGAGCUGGUGUUGAGCGAUGUAACAAUAUUUCUUUGAAAUACUGUUCAAAAUUCUCGUUACAAAAGAAACCACUUAAACAAGUAAACGUCAUAAUUCGUAAUUAUGCCUCAAAACCAAGCGGUAAACACGAGAAAAUCGUGGGAUCUUGGUUGCUCACCUGUGGCGGCAUGGUUUUUAUAGCAGUCGCAUUAGGUGGUAUAACAAGACUCACUGAAUCAGGCUUAUCUAUGGUUACCUGGAAAUUGUUAGGAGAAAAAAUGCCUUUUAAUGAGGCUCAAUGGCUUUCAGAAUUUGAACGUUAUAAACAAUUUCCUGAAUAUAAAAUAAUCAACCACAGUAUGACGUUGGAGGAAUUUAAACGUAUUUGGUGGAUGGAAUAUUUACAUAGAAUGUGGGGACGUUUAAUCGGCGCUGUAUUUAUAAUUCCAGCAACAUAUUUUUGGUAUAAGGGUAUGCUAAAACAUGGAAUGAAAACACGUGUUGUUGCCUUAGGAUCAUUAAUUGGUCUGCAAGGACUCAUGGGGUGGUAUAUGGUUAAAUCUGGAUUGGAAGAUCGUUUUAUAGAACCUUCCGAUAUACCACGGGUGUCACAAUAUCGUUUAGCUGCACAUCUUGGAUUAGCGUUGCUCCUAUAUACUGGAUUUCUUUAUAACGCUUUGGAUCAUCUGAUUCCUGCUCAAAAGAUAACUGCUAAUUUCUCUGAUCCUACAGUUGCAAAUACACUGAAAGCACUCAAAAGGUUUAAAGGAUUAAUUCAUUCAACAAAAGGACUGAUAUUUAUCACUGCUUUAUCAGGAGCAUUUGUAGCUGGAAUGGAUGCUGGUCUUAUUUAUAACACUUUCCCAAAAAUGGCUAAUAAAUGGAUACCUGAUGAUAUACUUGCCAUAUCUCCAGUAUUAAGAAACUUCACGGAAAAUCCAGCUACAGUUCAAUUUGAUCAUAGGAUUUUGGGAAUUACCAGCAUAGCAUUAAUAACUUGUUUGGGUAUUUUGUCUCGUAAACAUAAACUUCCUAAUCGAGGAAAAAAAGCUGUGGUUGCAGUACUUUGUGCUGCUUAUCUUCAAGUACUUUUAGGCAUUUCGACUUUAUUAUAUCAUGUUCCUGUAACAUUAGCCGCAUCACAUCAAUCUGGUAGUCUUAUACUUUUAAGUACUAUAAUUUGGCUGUGCCAUGAAUUAAGAUAUUUAGGAAAGUUCGCUAAAUAAAUUCUUAUUUGCAAAAUAC